Staurois parvus is the source of this 330-nucleotide messenger RNA. The record is from the annotation of a GenBank genome assembly. Lineage: Eukaryota; Metazoa; Chordata; Amphibia; Anura; Ranidae.
AUCUAGAUCACUAAAGUGAUGCUACUAAAAGGUUGGCGUUGCGUGGAGUGCAUUGUCUGCGAAGUGUGUGGCAAGGCCACAGAUCCCUCUCGCUUGCUUCUGUGUGAUGACUGCGACAUCAGUUACCACACUUACUGCCUCGACCCACCUCUUCACACUGUGCCCAAGGGUGGCUGGAAAUGCAAAUGGUGUGUUUGCUGCAUGCAGUGUGGAUCUAUUAGCCCUGGCUUUCAUGCAGAUUGGCAGAAUAACUAUACACACUGUGCACCAUGUGCUAGUUUGGUUAGAUGUCCAGUUUGCCAUCUCAACUACUUAGAAGGUGAUCUCCUG